Molecule: messenger RNA, 579 nt
Organism: Cyphellophora europaea CBS 101466
Lineage: Eukaryota; Fungi; Ascomycota; Eurotiomycetes; Chaetothyriales; Cyphellophoraceae
Exons: 1
Coding region: 1-579 (192 amino acids)
Source: RefSeq, a predicted model, not a curated record
AUGGGCGGGCGUAGCUCUCCAGCCUUCUUCCUCUCCGUCGUCCCACAAGUGGCUUGCUCCUUCGACUCGGUCCGCUACGCCCUUCUCUCUACAGCCCUUGUCGACGAGUCGGUCGACAACUAUGCCACGCAAAAUGGCCUCAACGGCCCCGGCGUUGGCUGCAUCAACCAAGAGGCCCGCAAAGCAAGCUUCGAAAUGUACGGACGCGCCGUGCGGGCUCUUGUCUCCUCCAAAGACGGCGAAUAUCGCUCGCAACACGAGAAGGACGAUUUGUUAGCUGCCACGCUAAUCACGUGCCUGCUAUUGUUCAGCUUCGAGUAUUGGUUGUGGAACCUGAGGAAUGCGGCCCGGCAUCUCGAGGGCGCUAUGGGAUUGAUACAAGGCCACGAAAUAGCCAUGCUCGGAAAACAGAGGCGGAAAGGGCUACUGGAGGAACAGGUGCUGCCGAUGAUGAGGCAAGCGGCGAAGUACCAUGAUGAAAGUCUCAUCAAGGGUAUUCCGGCAAGCAAGUUUGGAGAGGGACAGACCUGGAACCCUGAGAAAGAGCAUUGCGGCGCGUUGAUGUCGCUCACAAUAUAG